Messenger RNA from Brachypodium distachyon (stiff brome), 2902 nucleotides. RefSeq names its product beta-galactosidase 9. The record is from RefSeq and is a predicted model, not a curated record. Gene Ontology annotation, cellular component: cell wall; vacuole. Lineage: Eukaryota; Viridiplantae; Streptophyta; Magnoliopsida; Poales; Poaceae. Gene Ontology annotation, molecular function: beta-galactosidase activity. Bases 310 to 2469 code for a protein of 719 amino acids. Gene Ontology annotation, biological process: carbohydrate metabolic process. The transcript has 15 exons.
AAACAAGCCAAAAAGAUUCCAAAAAUCAAGAACACGUUCCCACCGGGCACCGGCGCCGUCCGUCCGCCCGCCUUCCUGGCCAGCCCGAGCCGGCCAAUUGGUAAACUCGUCUGCAGCGGCAUCACAUAUAAGCCCCACAACACCACACCUUCCCUCCUCUCCCAUCACUCUUCUCCUCCGUUGCUUGCCUCUCCAGGAAGCCAACAAUUUGAGCCAGUUCACACACUGGGAGCAGAGAGAGAUAGAUAGGCCGAGAGAGAAGAACAGAGCCGGGCCCCAGGCGGCCCCCAACUCCCCAAGCUGGGCACCAUGUCCGGCGGCGUCUUGCUGCUCGUGCUGCUCGUGGCGGCUGCCGCUGUCUUCGCGUCCCCGGCCAAUGCCGCCGUGUCCUACGACCACAAGGCCAUCGUCAUCAAUGGCCAGCGCCGCAUCCUCAUGUCCGGCUCCAUCCACUACCCACGCAGCACCCCCGAGAUGUGGCCGGACCUGAUCCAGAAGGCCAAGGACGGCGGGCUGGACGUGAUCCAGACCUACGUGUUCUGGAACGGGCACGAGCCGGUGCAGGGGCAGUACUACUUCGGCGACCGCUACGACCUCGUCCGCUUCGUCAAGCUCGCCAAGCAGGCCGGCCUCUACGUCCACCUCCGCAUCGGCCCCUACGUCUGCGCCGAGUGGAACUUCGGUGGAUUCCCUGUCUGGCUCAAGUAUGUGCCCGGCAUCAGCUUCCGGACUGACAACGGCCCCUUCAAGGCGGCGAUGCAGACGUUCGUGGAGAAGAUCGUGUCGAUGAUGAAGUCGGAGGGCCUCUUCGAGUGGCAGGGCGGGCCCAUCAUCCUGGCCCAGGUGGAGAACGAGUACGGGCCCAUGGAGUCGGUCAUGGGCGGCGGCGCCAAGCCCUACGCCAACUGGGCCGCCAAGAUGGCCGUCGCCACCGGCGCCGGCGUGCCCUGGGUCAUGUGCAAGCAGGACGACGCCCCCGACCCCGUGAUAAACACCUGCAAUGGCUUUUACUGCGACUACUUCACCCCGAACUCCAACGGCAAGCCCAACAUGUGGACCGAGGCCUGGAGCGGCUGGUUUACGGCUUUCGGCGGCGCGGUGCCGCACCGGCCGGUGGAGGACCUGGCCUUCGCCGUGGCGAGGUUCGUCCAGAAGGGCGGCUCUUUCGUCAACUACUACAUGUACCAUGGAGGCACGAACUUCGACCGGACCGCCGGUGGCCCCUUCAUCGCGACGAGCUACGACUACGACGCGCCGAUCGACGAAUACGGUCUGCUUAGGCAGCCGAAAUGGGGUCACCUGAGGGACCUUCACAAGGCCAUCAAGCAGGCAGAGCCGGCGAUGGUCUCCGGCGACCCCACGAUCCAGUCCAUCGGGAAUUACGAGAAGGCCUACGUGUUCAAGUCGAGCACCGGAGCCUGCGCGGCGUUCCUGUCCAACUACCACACGAGCUCCCCGGCGAAGGUCGUCUACAACGGCCGGCGGUACGAGCUCCCGGCCUGGUCCAUCAGCAUCCUGCCGGACUGCAAGACCGCCGUCUACAACACGGCCACGGUGAAGGAGCCGUCGGCGCCGGCGAAGAUGAACCCGGCGGGGGGUUUCUCGUGGCAGUCGUACAGCGAGGACACCAACUCGCUGGACGACAGCGCCUUCACCAAGGACGGCCUGGUGGAGCAGCUCAGCAUGACCUGGGACAAGUCCGACUUCCUGUGGUACACCACCUACGUGAACAUCGACUCGAGCGAGCAGUUCUUGAAGUCCGGACAGUGGCCGCAGCUCACCAUCAACUCCGCCGGGCACACCCUGCAGGUGUUCGUCAACGGGCAAUCAUACGGCGCCGGCUACGGCGGUUACGACAGCCCGAAGCUGUCGUACAGCAAGUACGUGAAGAUGUGGCAAGGCAGCAACAAGAUCUCCAUCCUGAGCUCCGCAGUCGGCCUCGCGAACCAAGGGACCCAUUACGAGAACUGGAACGUGGGCGUUCUUGGCCCGGUGACGCUGUCAGGGCUGAACCAGGGGAAGAGGGACCUGAGCAACCAGAAAUGGACAUACCAGAUCGGGCUGAAAGGCGAGUCGCUGGGCGUGCACUCCAUCACCGGGAGCUCGUCCGUCGAAUGGGGCAGCGCCAACGGCGCACAGCCGCUGACAUGGCACAAGGCCUACUUCAGCGCGCCGGCGGGCGGCGCUCCGGUGGCCCUGGACAUGGGCAGCAUGGGCAAGGGCCAGAUCUGGGUGAACGGGCGGAACGCCGGCAGGUACUGGUCGUACAAGGCCUCCGGCAGCUGCGGCAGCUGCAGCUACACGGGCACCUACAGCGAGACCAAGUGCCAGACCAACUGCGGCGACAUCUCCCAAAGAUGGUACCACGUGCCACGGUCAUGGCUCAACCCCAGCGGGAACCUGCUGGUGGUGCUCGAAGAGUUCGGCGGCGAUCUGUCGGGCGUCAAACUGAUGACGAGGACAACAUAAAAGAGAAUGGACAUAUCGGCCUGUGAAUAAUUUGCAGGGGGAGUUCAGUUGGAGGGCACAGAGAUACACCAUUGCUUUUUCGUCACAUAUAUCCAUACAGACGGCGUAGAUACGGAUGACACAGUUGGUGCUACGUAGAUACGUACAGAGACUAGCUGCGGUAUUUAUUAGUAUUAUAUGGGAGGGCUAUGUUGGGGCUUGGCCGCCGGAGCGGUUGCAGGAACUGCAACUCCGGUACGACGGCGGGCCGGUACACAGUCGCUGUUGAUUACUAUAAUUUCGAGCCCACUUUGUAGAUUUGCUCUGCGGUCUGUGCGUGCAUGCCCGGUUUAUAUUGCAAAAUUCCUCUUGGUUCGUGCUAUAUCCUCUUUUGUUCCACGAAAAUUUUGCAACGUGGAGCUGCAAAUGUGGAUGAGCUCUGGUUGUUUGUUUA